This is a messenger RNA of Oreochromis niloticus (Nile tilapia), 2440 nucleotides long. Its product is annotated as scavenger receptor cysteine-rich type 1 protein M130. NCBI's taxonomy places the organism in Eukaryota, Metazoa, Chordata, Actinopteri, Cichliformes, Cichlidae. Gene Ontology annotation, biological process: zymogen activation. Bases 17 to 2440 code for a protein of 807 amino acids. The record is from RefSeq and is a predicted model, not a curated record. Gene Ontology annotation, molecular function: serine-type endopeptidase activity. Gene Ontology annotation, cellular component: plasma membrane. The transcript is spliced from 12 exons.
GUCAUGAGCUGUGGUGAUGAUGUGGUUCCUGCUCCUGCUUCUCCACCUUGCUCACAUUGAGCUGGUGAUCUCACAAGCUGAGGACAAACUGAUUCUAAAAAAUGGAAACAAAGGAGGCUACCCAUGUGAAGGCUACCUUGAAGUCUACCAUAACAACACAUGGGGCUAUGUUGGUGAUACACGCUGGAGCAAGAACACUGAAAAAGUGGUUUGUAAGAGCACUCACUGUGGGGAACCUGUGGACAGCUCAGUAACAGAUAUUCUUAAGCCUUCAGAAGACAGACCAAUCUGGCUCAAUGAACUGAAGUGUGAAGGAGACGAGAGCGCUCUGUGGGAAUGUAAACAUCCUGGUUGGAAAUCCAGCUAUUACUCAAAGCUCACAGUGAAAAAAAUUACAUGUUCAAGUAAUAUCACAUUAAGCCUGGAUGGACCCAAAUGUGCUGGAGCGGUCCAGUACUCCAUUGAUGGCAAAUCGGGUUACUUUUGUAAAGACAGAUUGGAAAAAAAAGAAGCCGAUCUUCUGUGUAAAAAUCUCGGGUGUGGUGAAUUCAAAGAAAUUCUUCCCCUAAAAUGGAUCGAUAGUGAAAGAUACAGAAGCUCAUCAAAGAUGAAGCUCGAUUGUUCAGCCUUUAAAAAUGCAGACCCAGAUAAUCUGUGGCAGUGUGUGAAUGGCAAACAGGACAAUUCAGCAUCAUGCAAACCUGUUUCUAUCAUAUGUGAAGGUUUUAUGAGACUGCAGCUCAAAGGAAACCAGUCAAAUGUGUGUUCUGGGCAGCUGGAAAAAGAAGAAAAUAACAACUGGGUACCUGUUCAACAGGACAACUUUGAUUUUGAUGUGUGCCAGCAAAUGCACUGUGGUAACUCUCUCAGCCCAAACAACAGCACAAACAAAAACCUUAAUGUGACUUGCACAGAUGAAGUUAAAGUAGUUCUGCACUCUGGUAAAGACAGCAAGUGCUAUGGUACAGUUAAUAUUGAAGUGAAUGGUUCAGUUAAGCCUGUGUGUGCCUCCACCUGGACUAAAAGUGAAGCUGAAUUAGUCUGCAAGGAGCUUGGAUGCGGGAAACUGAUUUAUACUAAAGUCGAACAUCGAAAUUCAGGAGGGAUAAUGGACCAUGUGAGCUGCAAAGGCAGCGAGUCCUCACUGUGGCACUGUCCUGCUAAGCAUGACAAGAACAUCCAGUGUUCAAACCAACCUUAUGUGGUGUGUUCAGACAGUGUGGAGGUGAAACUGGCAGAUGGUCCUGGAAGAUGUGCUGGAAGAUUGGAGAUAAAGCAUGAGGGCCAGUGGAGGAAAGUUCCUGCAAACAGAUGGACAGAGGCUCAAUCAGCAGCUGUCUGCAAACAACUGGAAUGUGGGGAAAAAGGCAAAACUGAAAAAUUCAGUCAGGGUUCUGGUAGCUUCCUGUCAAUAACGUGUCCAACAAAUAAGAAGAUAUCAAACAUAUCUGAGUGCUUAACAGAAAACUCAAACAACCAGCGUCCAGAUCGAGAAGUGGAAGCAGUUGGAAUAACCUGUGAGGGUCACAAGGUGGUGUUUUUGAGUGGAACCUGUUCUGGUCAUGUGGGGAUAGAGCAUGGCAGAGAAAUCUACUGGCUCUCUGGGUCUAAAGAGACAUGGAACCAAGAGUCUGCAGACACAGUGUGUCAGCAGAUGCAUUGUGGGAACGCUGCCAGCUUUUCUUUCCAUUCUAGGGCUGAUAUGAUUAAUAAAGUUUGGAAAGACUCUUUUAGCUGCUCAUCCAGAAAAAAGUCUCUUUCUGAGUGUAGCCAAACUACACUACUGCCUCCUGACCACCAAACUUCUACUGCCCAUGUGAAAUGUUCAGGAAAUAUUGAGAUGAGGUUGACGAACAGCUGCUGGGGAAAAGUCAGAAUUUGUGUAGAAGGCAAGGAAGGAGAUAUGUGUGCAGACACCUGGACAGAAGACAAGUCUGUGAAGCUGUGUGAAAAGCUGAACUGUGGGACGCCCAUAAAAGCCCACAACAGUCCCAGAGAUGGUGAUAUCCUCUUUAAGAGUUUACACCCGACAAGUCAGACUACUGACCUGACACAGAGCAUCUUUGUCAAAAACCAGGACAAUGAUAACUCCUGUAGACAAAAACCAGCCUAUGUUGUUUGCUCAGGUAGUGUCAAGCCCAGAUUUAGCAUUCCCAGUUACAAAUGUUUUGGAAACAUAGAGGUGGAGUAUGAGGGGAAGUGGAUCCCUGUGUGCGAGGAUGCUCUCAAAGACACUAACAAUCGAAACACCAUCUGUCAGGAGCUUAAAUGUGGUGAUGCUGUCAAGACUCUUCUCUACUUUGGACCUGCACCAACAGAUAAAUUAGCCAUUUCAAACCUAAACUGCACUGCAAAUGCUAACAGUCCAUUAUCUGCAUGCAGCAGUAUUACUGCUUCUACAGCUGCCUGCAAACACAGUGGCCUCCGAUGCUCUGCCUAA